Messenger RNA from Haemonchus placei, 222 nucleotides. NCBI's taxonomy places the organism in Eukaryota, Metazoa, Nematoda, Chromadorea, Rhabditida, Trichostrongylidae. The record is from the annotation of a GenBank genome assembly.
AUGAUUUUAUGUUCGAACAACGAUUAUAUCGAUUAUGGCGGUGCCGCCAUCCCAAAGCGAUUCUCGUCCUACCUCCCAAGGACGGAGAUCUCUAAUCCGUCAGCUAUUGAUCCUAUCGAUCGUACGCACCUCAAUCGGAACACCUCAUGCUUCUGCGGUUCCGUAAUCUCUUACGUACACAAGUCGGCGAUGCUACUGAUCGCUGCUGGAUUCCUCGACUGA